This is a messenger RNA of Xenopus laevis (African clawed frog), 3323 nucleotides long. It is a transcript of the gene vsig10l2.S, whose product is annotated as V-set and immunoglobulin domain-containing protein 10-like 2. Bases 80 to 2512 code for a protein of 810 amino acids. Lineage: Eukaryota; Metazoa; Chordata; Amphibia; Anura; Pipidae. The record is from RefSeq and is a predicted model, not a curated record. The transcript has 13 exons.
UCAGCCUUCAGACUGAACCAAUGUUCAACACACACUGAAUACAGGUUUCUAUGUAAAGCCAGUGUGUUUAUAGCUAAAGAUGGAGUGCUGUCUUUCCCAAAGGGUUUCUUGGAAUUUCCCAAAUACAUUUCUAAGAUGGGUGGUUUACAGUGGUCAGGUAACAAAGGAGGUGACAGCAAAUGGAGUGGUCCUACGAUCUGUGGAACUCAAGUGUGGUGAAGUUGAGUCUUUCUCCACUUUCUUCUGGUAUUUCAUAAAGUAUGGAACGGACAGACCUGUACCUAUUGCCACGAGUUUUAACAGAGUGUACAGUACUGCUGCCCUACUGGGAGAUGCCCGUCUAAAAGGAAGUAGCUUAGUUAUAGACAAUCUACAGAUGGUAGCUGAAGGACGUUACAUGUGCCAAGGCAUUACACCUACAGUAGAAGUUACAACAUACAUCGACCUCACAGUAUUAGUUCCUGUUUUGACCCCCAUCUUACAAAUUAAUGUAUCAGCACCCCGGGAAGGAUCCCCAGUCAUGCUAAGCUGCGAUGUUAAAAAUGGUACAGGUCCAAUUGAAUACAUCUGGCAGAGAACCGUCAUCCAGGAGGGAACAUUUCCUGUGGAGAGUUCAGAAAGUGUCAUUGUCCUGGCAGCAGUUAACAGAUCCCACACAGGCUGGUAUACCUGCACUGUCAAAAAUGCAGUAAAUGAGGAGAUUAGCGGCAGACAUUAUCUUGAUGUAAUUUAUGGCCCAGAUGAACCAGUCAUCAAUAUCCAGCCAUAUGCCAUUAGUGAGAAUGGAUUUGCAGCCAAUGAGCUGGAAGAGGUCACCCUGAACUGCACAGCCUUUUCCAAUCCUCCCUGUCAAUAUGUCUGGCUUUAUAACAAUAGUCAGGUGUACGAGGGCCAGAUGUAUAUUAUUCGAAAGAUCUCCCGGGGUCACACGGGCAUGUACACCUGCCUGGCAAAGAACUAUCACCUGGACACACACACUGCACUUACUGUCAGCCUCACCGUGUACUAUUUACCUGAAGGAUCCCCCUCAUGCACUGCAAUGUCACAUAACAACUACAAAGAAGUGGCUCUCUGGUGUUCAUGGACUGGUGGACUUCCUCUAAUAAAGCUUCAGUGGCUGAAAACAAGUGAAGAUGAUAAAGUAAUCGUGUCAAACUCAAAUGCAACCAAAAUAAUAAAAGGGGAAGACAUAAUAAAUGGGAGCAGCUACACAUGCAAGAUCUCUCAUCCAGCCCUCAAACAACACAUCCUUUGCAGAACAAUUGUGUCUAUUCCGGACGGAGGCCCAAAUUGCUCAGCAGUAGCAACAAAACUAAAUGAGUUUGUCAUGCUGACAUGUGAAUGGCUGGGAGGUCUUCCCCUCGUCAUGCUUGAUUGGAACAAUAAACAAAUUGGAGACUCCAAGGAAUCAUCCAACAUAUAUGUUUUCAAAUCCAAUACAUCAUAUAAUGGAAAAUUAUUUACCUGUAGAGCUCGCCACCCGCUGAGCAAAGAAACAAAGGAGUGCAAUAUUAGGCUUGAGGUUCCGGCACUGAAUUCUUCUGAGAGCAAUACAUCUGUACUUGAAGGAAAUGACAUCAACCUAAUGUGCUAUCUACAACCAUCUAACCUAACAUCAGAAAUCAUUUGGUACAAUAACAAGAACAUCAAAAUAACAUCUGAUUUGCAGAAGUAUGGCAUGGUGAAGGAAAAUGGGUGGUACAAUUUAACCAUCCAUGAAACAGUUUAUAAAGUAGACAGUGGGCAGUAUCGCUGUUCAGCUUUUAAUGCGGUUGGAAACUCCUCAAUUGGCAUAACACUUCAAGUAAAACAAUAUCCUGCUCCACCCAAUGUGACAAUCAACAAAAUAAUUUACAGCCAAAAGAGGACAGAGGUGGACUUGGAAUGGUUGACCAAGGGACUUGGUGACCUAACAAGCUUCAUGGUUCAGAGACAGACCAGCAUUCGAUCUUUCCCUGGCCCUAAGAGGUUAGCACAGACUGUAUCCUGGGAAACUGUGGCUAAAGAUAUAGAACCUGAUAUACGUGGACACAAACUAGGAGGAUUACACCCAGCUAAUAUUUAUGCCUUCAGGAUACUGGCAUUAAACCAUAAGACUACAGGAUUUCCUUCUGAGGUGAAAACACCAGCUGAUCCUCCAUUCAAUGCUUACCCCGCUGUUAUAGGGGCUGGAGUAGCUGGCAUGAUCGCUGCAGCUGUAGCAAGCCUUCUGGUGUUUCAGUACAUUGUGAGGAACCGGGAGAACAACCCAAGACUUCAUGACCUGCUUUUCAGACCUCGAGGACAGGCUGAAGCUAGAGAGAAUAUCCGAAAUCCAGAAGAUGCAGAGACGGCAGCAGAUGUUGAAGAAGGAUCAGAUGGGGCCGAAGUCUCAAAUACAGCUGCUGAUGCACCAGGAACCUCUGAUGCAGCUGUUCCUACUGUUCCAGCCAGUGAAGAUGUUCCUUUAUCUCAGCUUUCAGUAGCAGACCUGCCUGGAGAUGCCCCAGUCACAGUCACAGCGACACCCUAGCUGCCACGUGGGAAGAUAGCAACAAACUGAAAAUGUGGGCAGUUGUAGUCACAGUCACUAUGCUACAAUAUGCACUGCCAAGCACAACUAUAUGAAAGAGUGGCUUUAGACGCAAGUGCCUUUAAUUUUUGUGAAAAGUGAAAACUGUGGCAGACUUUGCAUGGCCACAACUGCGGUAGAUCUUAACAGAUGACCCUUAUGAUAUUGCAUUUCUGUUUUCAUAAUAUAUAGUCUGGUUUUUAUUAAUAUUACAAACACAAACUGACCAAAAUAAUGGCCUAGAAAAUGACCUGAGUGUGGAGACUUCAGGCCCAUUGUAAAAGCAGUGAAACAACAAGAAGUGAAUCAAGCUUAUUGUUGUCAGAGGGUGGACUGGGUGCACAAAGCCCCAAAUGUUCGCACACCAAUUCGCUAAAAAUUGGCUUAAGUCACACCGUUUUGUUCAACUGGUAUGUGUAUAUAUUUCAUCAUAUCACAAUGAGCCUUUGACUUCGGGUGUGAGCACCCAAAACCCAUCUUUUACAGAGAAAGGCAGGCUUAUAGCGAGUAAACAAUACAUUUGCUGAAUUCUUAAUAACCUGUAGUUGAUACUUGGUACUUUUUCCAUUAUUGUUUGCUACAGAGUGGAGCUCUGAGGGGCUUGCACUAGGUAGCACUAUGAACUCACACACACACACGUUAGGGACCGCUCCAAACUAACUACCCCAAACUGCUCCCACGUGGACCGGGUGCUCUGUCCACAGCGUCCCCACAGCCAAUAUAUGUCUCAAAACCAACAAAGGACGGCACUCCGGUAUAAAAGGCAAGUUUA